UCGAGGCGCGCUCCUUCGUCAGCGGAAGACGGUCCGUCGACAAACACUGCUCGAGUACACACUCAUCACACAUCUGACCUUAUGAGAUCUCCCCCCGGACGACUCUGAGCUCGCCAUCCCGCAGACUCGCUAGAGAACUGAUAUAUGAUUGUAAGUCCAUUCAGAAUGCCUGGAUCCCUCCCUGCAGUUUGUGAGGCCGCGUGGCCCAAAGAUGUGGGCAUCUUGGCCAUGGAGGUCUACGUGCCCUCACAGUUCGUUGACCAGGCCGAGCUGGAGGAGUACGAUGGCGUCGGGGCGGGGAAGUACACUGUCGGCCUGGGACAGGCCCGCAUGGGCUUUUGCUCAGACCGGGAGGACAUCAACUCCCUGUGCCUGACGGUGGUCCAGCGCCUGAUGGAGAGGAGCGGCCUGUCCUACGACAGCGUGGGCCGGCUCGAGGUCGGCACCGAAACCAUCAUCGACAAGUCCAAGUCCACUAAGACGGUCCUGAUGCAGCUGUUCGAGGAGUCGGGCAACACCGACGUGGAGGGAGUGGAUACCACCAACGCCUGCUACGGGGGAACUGCCGCACUCUUCAAUGCCAUCAACUGGGUCGAGUCCAGCUCCUGGGACGGUCGCUAUGCUGUGGUCGUCGCUGGUGAUAUUGCGGUGUACGCCACGGGCAGUGCCAGGCCUACAGGGGGCGCCGGAGCCGUGGCCAUGUUAGUGGGACCCAAUGCCCCUCUGGCCUUUGAGAGAGGGCUUCGUGGGACACACAUGCAGCAUGCGUAUGAUUUCUAUAAGCCAGAUAUGGUCUCCGAGUAUCCAGUGGUGGACGGCAAGCUCUCCAUCCAGUGUUACCUCAGCGCUUUAGACCGAUGCUACUCCGUCUUCAGGAACAAGAUCCACGCCCAGUGGCAAAGAGAGGGUGUUGAGCGCCGCUUUAGUCUGGAAGAUUUUGGCUUCAUGGUCUUCCACUCUCCUUACUGCAAACUGGUCCAGAAGUCUUUGGCUCGCCUAAUGCUCAACGAUUUCAUGAGUCACCCAUGUCCAAACACAGAGAGCGGGCCCUUCAGCGGAUUAGAAGCUUUCAGAGACGUGAAGAUUGAGGACACUUAUUUCGACAGAGAUGUGGAGAAGGCCUUUAUGAAAGCCAGUUCAGAACUGUUCGAGAAUAAAACCAAAGCAUCUCUCCUUAUAUCCAACCAGAACGGCAACAUGUACACACCGUCAGUGUACGGCUGCUUGGCUUCAGUUCUCGCACAACACACACCGCAGCACUUGGCAGGCCAGAGGAUCGGUGUGUUUUCUUACGGCUCAGGCUUUGCUGCCACACUCUACUCCAUCAGAGUCACACAAGACGCCACACCUGGCUCUGCUCUGGACAAGAUGGUCUCCAGCCUGUGUGACUUGCAGGCCCGACUGGACUCCAGAACGAAGGUUUCACCGGGGGUUUUUGCUGAGAACAUGAAGCUCCGAGAAGAAACCCACCAUUUAGCAAACUACAUCCCUCAAGGCUCUGUGGAGGACCUCUCCCCGGGAACAUGGUACCUGACCCGUGUGGACGAGAAGCAUCGCAGACAGUACGCCAGGCGCUCGAUGAACGACCACAGGUCUCUGGAGGCAGGACUGCUCACUGCAGCCGAGCAUAUCCCCAGCCCGCUCAAGAAGAUGCCCCGUAUCCCAACUACCACAGCUGGCCCUGAGGUGGUCGUCAGUAACGGGGAUCAUUAAUUGCCUCUGUGAGGUGCAGGUUAUGUAGAGGGACACAGGAUCUGGAGAAGAAACAAGCUAAACAAGACCCCAGGACUUCUGCAGCCGUCAAAUCAAACUCAAAGCUUUUUAAAUGUCCCAGGACAGAAUUAGUUUGACCGUCACUGUGUUGAAGAUGCAGUGUUAGUACAUGGAAGGUUUCUCUGCUGCUCGGAGUCAUCUAUUCAGACCUGCUGACUUCUUUAAUCCUUUUAACUUCAAAUAUCUACCUGUUGGCCUUUCACAAGGUCCAUGUCGUCGAUCCCGUCAGUCAUCACACGAGGGGUCGGAGCGUCUAAACGUGGAUGUUUUAGGGAAGAUCGGCCCUCGUUUUUAAUUGAUCUAGAAGCUGCAGUUUUCACGCUCACGGCUGUAUCGCUCUGUCAGGAUUUGUGUUUUUAACUCUUUUUAGUCAGUCUUAUCACCAUGGCCAUGUCAGGGAAAUGUGCCUGGGUCACAUAUUAAUAUGAGCCAUAAAUGUAUAGUUUUAAUUGCAUACAGUAAGUACAUAAUUGUUUAGUUACUGCUAAACUGGCUUGUGUUGGCAUUUAUGUCCUUUGAAACGAGAAUCAUAAGUAGAUGGUGUUCAUUUAUAAUGAACCCAGAUUAGGAAAUAAAGUCAUGAUUAUUGUUAGAGGAUAAAAGAUUGAUGACAACAUUAAAUGUUAGAAUCAGUCACACUGGUAACAGCAAAUUAUAUAUAUCACAACUUACCCUAAAAAUGAGAAAUGAUAUGAUUUAAAGCCAUCAAAUUUUUGACCUUUGAUUGUUUCAAACACAGAGCACUUAUCGGUAAUGAUGCAGAGAUUUAUGGGAGAAGCAAUAUUAGAAAUAAUGCUACAAUAUUGUAGAAGGUUGCACCUUAAGACCUUAAUGUCAAAGGGCUCAAGACAGAUAUUAUAGGUUAAAAGCAAAGAAGAGACAUUUUCAGACAGAGAUUGCACUUAAUUACACAAACACUGAGAGCAAGAUGGCUUUUCCUUCCAGAACAUUCUUCAAUCCGUGGGUCCAUGUUAACAUCUGAAGAAAAACUACAUAUCAUCAACUUUGAGAAGCCUUAUUCUAACCAUGUCCAAAACACAAAGGGUUUUUUUUUUUUUUUUCUGAAAACUGUAUAGAGGAAUUUUUCUUUCUUUUCGUUCUGCUGCCAGGACAUUUUGACUGUAAAGAUAUAACUUGAAACAGACAAUGUUUACAAGAGGUUUCCCUGAGAUCAGUUCAUGCCAAUAAUUGGCAAGUAAUGUACAGUACUAACUUAUGUUUGCAGAUGGACAAAAAUUGGAAUCUGAUCAGAUGCAUCUUGAAGAAGCUGUAUUGAGGAUGUCACAAUAUCACAUGGGAAUAUGUUCAUAUAUGAACUGAGGAUUAAAUGUUCUUUUGCUGAU
Molecule: messenger RNA, 3116 nt
Organism: Pimephales promelas (fathead minnow)
Lineage: Eukaryota; Metazoa; Chordata; Actinopteri; Cypriniformes; Leuciscidae
Gene: hmgcs1
Product: 3-hydroxy-3-methylglutaryl-CoA synthase 1 (soluble)
Biological process (GO): acetyl-CoA metabolic process
Molecular function (GO): hydroxymethylglutaryl-CoA synthase activity
Source: RefSeq, a predicted model, not a curated record